This is a messenger RNA of Sander lucioperca (pikeperch), 3427 nucleotides long. It is a transcript of the gene gpc3, whose product is annotated as glypican 3. The transcript is spliced from 8 exons. Lineage: Eukaryota; Metazoa; Chordata; Actinopteri; Perciformes; Percidae. Gene Ontology annotation, biological process: regulation of protein localization to membrane; cell migration; positive regulation of canonical Wnt signaling pathway. Gene Ontology annotation, cellular component: plasma membrane; extracellular region; cell surface. The coding region runs from base 412 to 2160 and encodes 582 amino acids. The record is from RefSeq and is a predicted model, not a curated record.
GUAUCAGCGCACAUCACUGCUAUUACACGAGAGGGGAGAUCUCUUUACGCGCAGGUUCACGCUUGUGCGCGCGUUUUUUUUCUGUCGGGGUGGGGGCGCGCACAUGCAUCCGAGGCUCGUUGAUCUGUGCAGCGAGCUGAGAGUCAGAGCCGCAAGUGAAGAGGGAGUCAUAAGUUCUCAGCAUCGGAAGAGCUUCGCCAAGUGGCUCCAGCGAGCAGCUUUCCAGGCGCACGGAUCGUUGCUGAGGGGGAGUCAAGCCGGAGGAUGCUGAGCCGAGCCGAGCCGGGAGCUGCAGCUUCACCUCAUCUGCGCAAACACUGGAUGCUUCUGUAACUUUGAAUGUGUUGAAGUUUAUCUCCGCUGUCUGUUGCUCUGGUCUAGUCCGGUUUGGUUAAGAGCUGCUCGCCUGUCAUGCUUGCUCCAUCCGUCCACAGUGCGCUCUUUCUGUGCGCCUUCCUCCAGCUGUUCUACCUGCCCGGCGGACAGAUGCCAUCCUGCCAGGAGGUGCGCACAGUCUUUCACUCUCUGCAUCCGGGCUCCAAGUGGGUCCCUGAAACCCCGGUGUCAGGUGCGGAUCUGCAGGUUUGCCAAACCAAAGGCCCGACCUGCUGUUCCAAGAAAAUGGAGGAGCGCUAUCAGGUGGCCGCACGCAGCAACAUGGAGUCUGGUCUGCAAGUCGUCAGUGCUCAACUCAAACGUCUUAUCAUCCACAACGCUGCCAUAUUCCAAGAGGCCUUUGACCUGGUGCUGCGUCACGGCCGUAACUUCACCCUGGCAAUGCUGAAGUCCGAGUUCCCAGGUCUGGGAGGUGGAGCCCAGAGCUCCGUGGGGCAGCUCUUCCUGGACAUGUCGCUCUACAUCCUGGGCUCAGACUCCACAGUGGACCACAUGGUGGCGGUGCUCUACGGCCGCCUCUUCCCACUGGCAUACCGCCGCCUGCUGGGCGGAAGCGGAUCCUCUUUGUCUGAGGAGUGUGUAAAAGGAGCCUGGAAGGAGUCCGAAGCAUUUGGCCCUUAUCCCAAACUGAUGAUGACCCGUCUGUCUCGGUCCCUCCUGGCCACGCGAGUCUUUCUGCAGGCGCUGAACCUGGGCAUCGAGGUUGUCAACACCACUGACCACCUGCGGCCCAGCCGGGACUGUAGCCGGGCCCUGCUGAGGCUGUGGUACUGCCCGCACUGCCAGGGCAUGCUGGGGCCGCCAGCCUGCAGAGGCUUCUGUCAGGCGGUGAUGCACGGCUGCCUGGGGGGAGCAGCCGAGGUGCAGCCUCACUGGAGGAGCUAUGUGGAUGGACUGGGGAAGCUGGCCGGUGCCAUGAGGGGCGAGCAGGACAUGGAGGCUGUUGUUCUUAGACUGCCUUCAAUGAUCAAACUGGCUCUCAAGCACGCUGUGAACGAACGCACGCGCCUCACUGCCCUGGUGAGCGGGAUGUGUGGACACACUCCUCAGCGGGCCGCUCGCUCGGUAGGAUCAACUCCUGCACAGCCUCCCGCUGUCUCUGCAGCCCGCAACACGCAGCCCUCCUCCUCGGAUUCUGAUGAGACUCUGGCUGGCCUCCGCAGGGAGUUCAUAUCCGACUUGAAGGGCUUCAGCUCCUUCUACAGUGGUCUUGGGGAGGCGCUGUGCAGCCGUGAGCCCGCUCCAGCGAACCACUCCCUCUGCUGGAAUGGGCAGGAGAUGACAGACAGGUUUCCUGGGCCGGGCCUGAAGCGACCGCAUCCCGGCUCCGAGUCCCGAAGCAACAAGCCCCCUGAGCCGAUCAUCAGCCAGAUCAUAGACAAACUCAAACACAUCAACCAGUUGCUGCGACUGGUAACGGUAUCUGAGAAGCGCUGGAGAGCCCGGUCGCGUGGAAGCGGAGGGGACGGGUGGAGCGAUGAGGGGGAUGAGGGAUUCGAGAGCGGUGACUGUGACGAUGAAGACGAGUGCUCCGGCGUGUCAGGGCUGGGGCCACCACCGAGACGCAAACGGUUACGCAUCUUUGCAGACCUUGCUGAUAACCUGGCAAUGGACGACUUCACCUUCCAGGAGCAGCUGCUGACCCCUGGCUUGGCCACAGCCGGGGUCGGAGGCGUCUCCUCGCCGGCGGCUCCGCUGUGGAGCGGCUACCUGGUCCAGAUGCUCCCGGUGACGCUUGCUCUGCUCCUGCUUUGUCACCACUGACCAGUGCACUCACACACUCCCAUCACCUUUUUCUCCCCCCCCCUAGGAUUCAACACAAACUCUGUGGAACGGGACAAACUUUUUUUUUCAGUUCUGGUUCCUAAUGUAAAGUUCAGUGGCGCAACAAAGUUAGCAUGAACAAAAAAUGCUACAUUUCUCUUUUUCUGUCUCCGUUUUGUUUCAUUCAAAAUCACUGGAUGUCCUCUACAACCGUUUUAAAGCACACCAGAUAAACCCAUGGCAUCGUGUAAAUAACAAAUUUGCCCUCCGGUCCACUCCCACUAUGGUUAUUACAACAUUUGUGCCCUCUUGCCUCACCUUCUCUCUCCUAUCAUACUGACUUCUGUAUAAUAAAGUGAUGGGUGCCCUCGUCAUGAAACAGCUUUGUCAUUAAAUUGCAAGUGAGGAGCUUCUCAGAGAACAGACACACCACAGAGCCGUAUUAAUUGCUCCCAGUCUGCAACAAGUUAUUGCCCUACAGAGAUAUGUUGGAAGAAGAAGAAAACUUUUGCAACUCUCUUCCAUGGGAGUGAAUGAUCUCCUGCCAGGACUGGCUUCAGCUCGGGAAGUGUUGUGAACUCCUUAUCCCCAGAAGCUGAGGUGAAACCCUUAUUUAAACAUGCUCUGUUACUAUUUAAAUCUCCCUCUUUCUCUCUCAUUGUUUAUGUCCUAGUGAUAGCUAAAUUAUUUCAGACUGAUUCCCUCAACUUAAAUGUUCACACUCCCACUGUCAGUGUUUGCUCUAUUUUGUAACGCUGAUGAUUUUGUUUUUAACAAUAUAGCCCUAUAAUUAAAAAAAAAAGGUCUAUCAUAAGAGCCUAAAUCUCCAAAUCAGCCUGAUAACUGUACAUAUGUAUGUUUCUCUGUGUUGAUAACAUGUUUACAAAACUGUUUUAUUUGAAAUGUUGGCAUAUUUCGCACUAAUAUAUGUUUUGUGGACUGAAUUAUUGGACUGUGAGGCAUUGCGAACUUCUAGCUUAUUCUUUAGCACUGUGGGUAAAGCGAGGAGUAAUGUGAAAUAUAAAUAUGUGUUAAUUACUUUUUUAAUGUUGGUUUGCAUGAAGCUCAUGCAUUCUCAAAGUCUGGCCUUUGUAUUUAAUUACUUGUUCUAUGUUUUGUUUAAAUCAGAUGUCAAUUUUUAUUUAUUUAUUAUUUUUUGUUUAGUUUGGUUCGUGUGGUGAAAACGGGAUUCCAGCUCCCUUGUUUAGACUGGAGGAGGUGUGAUGCUUGUUUGGAAAGACACUAAUUAAACGCUGAAAGUGUAUCU